AAAGGCUAAUAAAAAACUAAGAUCUGAAACUGUCAACUUCAAGUAUUUGAUGGAGUAAAAUUUGACACAAAUUUUUGCAGAUCAGCACAAGAGUGUUUGCUAUAUGUAUGCAAAGUUAGGUUAAAAAACCGGAUUAGCGCAGUCUUUGUCAAAAUGGUCAUGGAAGAGGAGCAAUCACACAUGGAGCUGGCAUCUGAGUCAGUGCCAGUACCUCGAUUAAUAAAUUCAGUUGAGCCAAUAAACAAUGACGAGAACAUCGAUCCACCGAAAAAGAAACCCCGUUUCAGAAAGAAGGCACUACACGCAGCUAUACGCAAGCAAAUGGAAUUUUAUUUUGGAAAUUCUAACCUGAUGAAGGACAGAUUCCUAGGAAACCUGACUAAAAAAGAUCCUUAUGUUGACCUGGAUAUUUUCUUACGCUUCAACAAGAUCAGAGCUCUGACUACAGAUGUUAAUGCAAUAGUACGAGCUCUGCAAAAAUCUGAGAUGUUAUCUGUAUCUGAGGAUGGAACUAAAGUUUGCAGAGUUACACCAAUCUUACCAAAAGAGAAUAUAGAUGAAUGUACCAUUUACGUCCAAAGAUUACCCUUGAACGCUGACCACGAAUGGCUGACCAAUGUUUUCAGUCAAUAUGGUGCUGUUGCUUAUGUGUCUAUACCACGAUACCAGAGUAACAAGAGGAUCAAAGGUUUUGCGUUUGUGGAAUUUGAGGAACCGAGUAGUGCUGCAAAAUGUAUUGAGGAAUUUCGAGAAAAAGGUUGUGUGUUGCCAUCCCAAACUUCGCCAGAAUCCUUAUUAAGUAUUACAACAUUUCACGAACAAGAGGCCUUGGAAAAAAAUGCUCAGCUAGAAACUAAUCAUGAAACAGCUGAUAUAAAUCAUGAAGCAGAAGGCGUAAAGCUUGAGACUGUCAAAUCCAAGAUUCAGCAAAAAGCUUCAGAAGAAUCUAUGGAAGUCUCAAAUGAUGAUGCUGAGUUUAAAACUGAUACAAGACCUAUUCAAGUUGAAAUCGACAAAUCACCAGAUUUAGAUGUGAGUAAAUUAGGUGAGAAAGAGAUUACCAGUAAGAAGCAAAAACACAAGAAUUCAGAAAUGGAGGAUAAUGAUGAAAAACUAGUUGAACAAAGAUCAAAGAAGCAAAAGACCCUUCAAGUCUCAAAAGAAGAUCAGACUGAAUCGCCAAAUGAAGAUAUUGAUAAACAAAAUGAGGCUAGCACAGAUUCUGAGAAAGAGAAGAAGUCUAAAAAACGAAAGCAGAGAAGUUCCUUGACCACAAAGCAUAAAGAAGUUUCGGAAUCUGUAGAAGAGAAGAACGACACUCGUCCAGAAAAGGUCAACACAGAUGAGUUUGAUGAAGUUUUCAUUGAUAACCAAGCUGCAGACGAGAAAGAUCAGAAGAAGAAAAGGAAACGCACGAGGCAUAACAGAUCAGAAAAAUUGGAUACUGCGGAUAUUGGAAUGCAAAUAAUGGCCAAAAAGGAUUGGAAAAUACUUAGAAACAAGUACUUAGAUUUACAAAGAAGUAAGAUGAAAUCAUUGAAAGCACAUCUGAAGCGUGCCAGAUGGAAUCAAUGGAAUAAUUAUGAGAAGUUCAGAGAAAGUGAUAAAUGCAAAGUAGUAAAAGAGGAAAAUAUAGAGAAUAGGGAUGAGCCAAAAACUCAAAAAUCAGCUGAAAGAUUUACGUUUACUCCUGGCGUGAUAGUCAGAGUUGAGUUAGACGAGCCAUGCACUGAUACAAAAAGUUUUAAGAUGGAAUUAAAACGGAACCCUAACAUAAAGUAUAUUGACAUUAUUGAUGGUGCAUCAUUAGCUUUUCUCAGAUGUGAUACACGCGAAGCUGCUAAGGCACUUGUGUUACAAUCGAAUGAAGAGAGGUCGAUGAGCAUUUUGCAAGAUACGGAGGAGGCAGAAUAUUGGAAGAAAAUGUCCAGGGAUCGAGAAGAGAAAUUAGGAAACAAAGUAAGAGUAAAGCAGAGGGGACGGGAUAAAUUACUGAAAAAAGCUGAAAAAGAAUUAGGUAAACACAUAAAAUUCGAUGAAGUAUAAAUCUGAAUCACUUCCUAUCUGAUGUAAAUACGAAGUUUUGGAAAUAAUAAAAAAUGCGCAUUUUGAACUUU
Messenger RNA from Athalia rosae (coleseed sawfly), 2117 nucleotides. It is a transcript of the gene Larp7, whose product is annotated as la-related protein 7. Bases 154 to 2046 code for a protein of 630 amino acids. Gene Ontology annotation, molecular function: mRNA binding. NCBI's taxonomy places the organism in Eukaryota, Metazoa, Arthropoda, Insecta, Hymenoptera, Athaliidae. Gene Ontology annotation, cellular component: nucleus. The transcript is spliced from 6 exons. Gene Ontology annotation, biological process: RNA processing. The record is from RefSeq and is a predicted model, not a curated record.